Messenger RNA from Drosophila nasuta, 7737 nucleotides. Its product is annotated as neurogenic protein mastermind. Gene Ontology annotation, molecular function: RNA binding. Lineage: Eukaryota; Metazoa; Arthropoda; Insecta; Diptera; Drosophilidae. The record is from RefSeq and is a predicted model, not a curated record.
AAGUGUUCCAACUCGCGAGUGCUGAAAAGUGAAAAACUGCCCAAAAAAAAACUGCGUGUGGAAAACGCUGGGCAGUGCAGCGUUUUCAUUUCGAUUUUCAUGCAAUAUAUUUUUGAUUUCAAUUGCUAAAUAUGCCGAGUGUUUCGAUCGUGUGAGAGUGAAAGUGGGGAAAAGUGCAAAACGAAUUAGCGUAAAAUGUUAUAAACGGCGAACGGGUGAAGUAGACAAACGUUUGUUCUACUUAUCCACAUAACGCGCACACGCACACAAACACUCACAUACAGUGAGACACACACACACACAAAUAGAAAAACACUCGCAAACACACACACGUACACAUACGCGCGUCAACAGCUGCCGCUGCCUGCCUCGCCUGUCACUGUUGGUGGUGUGGUGGUCUGGUCCCCGCAGCACUCAAAAUGUCGGACAUUAACGACGAUUUGCUCAACUAUGAACUAGGUUUGGGCGAUGACAUCGACGAUCAGGCGCUUCUUGGCGCCGACGAGGAUGAGCUGCUGCUCUCCGAUGAAGAACUGGAAAAAGAUGUGACCAGCGAGGUGAAGCUGCAGAUGCGUGCCGAGGCCGAGGAAUGGGCACAGGAGCAGCUGCGCAAGCACAAGGAACAGCUGGCUGCCGCAGCAGCAGCAGCAAGAAUUGCAACGACACAGGAAACGCCAGUUGCCGAGGCAACAACAGCGGCUGCGAAUCGCGAAAAGGAUUCACCCAGCGCCACAGUGGUAGCUGCUGCUGAGACCACAACGGCGGCGAUUGCCAGCGAAUCGACAGCGUCGACACAAGUCACAGAAUUGGCAGCGGCCACUUCUACAACAAGCACAACGGCGGCAACGUCGGCAUCGAGCAGGGGAACAAGCGUUCUGCUGGAUGAGGAGGACGAAGAGGAGAUUGCGUCAGGUGGAAAGCAGCGACAGCGAUCAACAACAGCAGCAGCAACAGCAGCGAAUAGCAAACAAACAUCAGCUACGAAUAAUGGUGGCAGCGAUGAUAUUGCCAGCAGCGAGGUGGAAACCGAAACCGAGGUGGAUGCCAGCGAUACCGAUCUCGAGGGUGGCGGCGGACAUUCCUCGCUGCUGACCACGUCGCAGGAGAGUCUCCCCAAUGCCAGUUUCACAUCGGAGCCGCCGGAUCCGCGCGAGGACGAUGAGGAGCGUGAGGAACGCACCAAUUUCAAAACAGCCAGCGAACGAUCUGACAACCACAAACAGCAGCAGCAUUCGAUGCAGCCACAGUCACUUCCAAGGCGACAUCAUUCAGACAAACCUCGCAUGUCUGGACCGGGCAACGUGCGCUUCAACAGCAACAACAAUCCGAACAGCGGCAGCAACAAUCUGAACAACAACAACAAUGGCAACAACAAGCGAGGCGGAAUGGGAGGAGCGAGGCAUCACUUGCUGCGCAGUCCAGGUCCGCCGCAUAUGUUCAAUCCGCAGCGGAUGAUGGGCGGAGUCGGAGGAGGAGGGGGCGGGAUGUCGAUGUCCCGCUUCAUGCCACCUGGCCCAUAUGCACCACAACCUCCACCACAAUCGUCAAAUCCCUCACAACAACAACAGCAACAACAACAACAGCAGCAGCAACAACAACAACAGUCGCCAUACACAAGCAAUCAAACUGGUGGCGUGCCAUCAUCAGUGUCAGGUCCCAUCAGCUCCCCAUCCCCGCAUCUACACAAUCCGCACAUGUUGCACCCGCAUCACAACAAUCCACACAACAACAACAACAACGGGCCGCCAGGACAUCUCCUGCCGCAUCCGCAACAACAACAGCAGCAGCCACAUCCUCAACAACAUCCACAUGGGCAUCCGCAUGAUCAGGUGCGUGUUGGAUUGUUGCAACCCCCGCUACCGUUGCCCCUGCCUUUGGGCUAUGGCGCCGCAGCGGCUGCGUAUCGGAAUGGCGCCUUGCUGGGCCAGGGACCAGGUCCAGGGCAUGGUCAGCACCCGUCGCCAGUGACGCCGCAUUCGCCGGGCAUGCGUCCCCCGCCGCCAUAUCGCAAUGCCCCGCCCGGCUAUGGGCCACCGGUGGUGGGUCCUGGCCCUGGUCCCGGACCGGGACAGGGUCCGGGUCCCGGGGGUCCUGGUGGUGGUCCUGGCAUGCCACCGGGCUAUGAGCCGCAUCCGCAGUACAUGCGACCGCACAACGGUUGGCGACCGCAGCCGGGCGAGGUGCCCAACACACAGCGCAUGCCACGCCCACCGCUGCAGACGCUGCCUCAGCACAUGAUGCAAUCGGGUGGCGGCGUCGGAGGUUACAUGAAUGGCAUGAACAUGCGUGCCCCGCUGCCCCAGCACAUGCAGCAGCAGCAACAGGUGAAUCCUGGCGGUGCACAACAACAACAACAGCAGCAGCAAUCAGCGGGCGGAGCAGCGCAGGCAGCUGGACAACAGCAGGCGGCACAACAACAACAACAGCAACAGUCAGCGGGAGCACCUUCAACAGUUCCACGCGGCGUUGUGAGCAAGGUGCUCAUCAAUCCCAAUUUCAAGGGCGGCGUCGAGGCGGCCACCAACAAGUUCAUCAAGGAGACGCACUUUGUGCCCGCCAUCAACAGCGAGGCGGAGCUGCUGCGUCAGCAGGAGGAGUUCAUCAACAAGAAUCGCCAGUACUUUGAGAAGCGCACCCAGCGUCGUUCCCCCCUGCCGCCCAGCUCCUCCAAUUCGAAUGCACAAUCCUCCUCAUCCUCGUCGUCCACAGCUCAGUUGAGCGAACGGCGACGCAGUCGCAGUCGAAGCCGCUCUCGGGGACGCAGCUAUUCGCCCGUGAAGCGUGGCGAGCGAGAACGCGAUCGGGACCGGGAGAGGGAACGGGAUCGGGAGCGUGAACGCGACCGGGAGCGGGAGAGGGAGCGGGAAAGGGAGCGAGAACGUGAUCGGUAUGGCGGCGCAGGUGGAGCAGGAGCCACAACACGUCCAGCUGCGAAUCGUGGCUAUCGACGUGCGGCCAGCAGAGAGCGUGAUGAGAAUCGCAGCGGUGGAGCAUCAGGAGGAGGAGGCGGAGCAGGAGGCGGAGGUGCCGCAGCGCCAAAGCGACGUCGCAGCGGUUCACCGAGUGCAGCACGGAAUCCUUUCUCUGGCGAACCGCGCAAUCGCGCCGCCGAGAGCAGCGGAAGCGGAAGUCGAGUCAUGCCCAGCGAUGAGGACGAGGAGACGCGCGCCUAUCGCCUGGAGAUCGAGAAACAGAAGCAGCUGCGCGAGAAGAUAAUGCGCGACAAGGAGCUGAAACGGCGUCGCGCCGCCGAGGAGAAACUGCACGAGGAGAAGCGCGCCGAACAGCACAGCCCAGAUCCAGAGAAUGCAGUUGGAGGUGGAGGUGGAGGAGGAGGAUCGGCGCCUGGCAGCGCACAAAAACAGCAGCAGCAGCAACGUCCAGGAAUGGGCAAUGAGCGCAAAGUGAUCUCGCUGAAGCGACGCGACGACGAUGCACGCGGCGGAGGCGGAGGCGGUGGCAGACAACAGCAGCAGCAUCAACAGCAACAACAACAACAACAGUUGCAAUCGGGAGCUGGAGUUGGACGCAAGCAGCUGACGGCGGCAAAGAUUGCGCCCGAGGCGAAGCGAAGCAUCACCGAACACUUGGCGCCGUCCAGCAAGCAUCAUCAGCAAAUGUCGGGAAGAGCCGCAGGCGGCACACCGCCCACAAGCAGCAGCAGCAGUGGAGGAGCAGGAGGAGGAGCGGGAAGUGGCGGUGGCGGUGGUGUAAAGGGGCGAGACAUGGGCCUGUUGCGUUUGGGCACGCCCAGCGACGAUGAAGUGGAGCUGGACUACGAUGACGAUGAUCUGCUGCUGGACGAGGAGGAUCGUUUGCUGGCCACGCCCUCACCACCGCCCCCACAACCGCAAACGCAAUCGCGAGCCGCCAAACGCUCAGCGACACCCGAGUUGCUUGUGGUGAAGCGCAAUCACAAAAUCGUGCGAGGCGCUGGCUCCGCAUCAACAGUUGCUUCAGGCGGUGGCGGAGGAGGAGCUGCAGCCGGUGUCACUUUUGCGCCUGGCCAGCGACGUGUUGUCCUCAAGUCCACCAGCAAUGGCAGUGGAAGCAGCUCUGGAGGUGGCAACGACUUUUCACAUGGCAGGCAACGGGAUCGUCGUCAGCGUGAGGAGCAGUUGAUGCAGCGCAAGAGCAGCAGCAGUGGAGGAGGCGGUGGCGGAGCAGGUGGCAUUUUUGAUCGUUUGGAGAAGCGUCAGGCGAGCUCUGCAGGUGGCAGCGGAGGAGGAGGAGGAGGCAACAAGCAGCGCAGCAAAGCACCGGCGCGAAUUGUGUUAAAGCACGAUUAAAACAAACAAAAAAAAGUCAAGUUGUAAUCCUUAAGAGAUAUAUAUAUAUACAUAUAUAUAUAUAUAUAUAUAUAUAUAUAUAUAAACCAUAAUCAAGUAUAAAACUAAUCCGAGUGUAUUAUAAACUUAUGUAGAUGCAGCCCAGCUUUGGAGGCUUUGCUCGCCCUCCCCCCCCAAAAAAAAACAACAGACACAUUUAUAUUUAGUAGUAAUAAUAUCAAUCUAUAAUCUAUAUAUAUAUUAUGUUUUGACUAGUGUUAGGCUUAAGCAGUAAACAGAUUCAGAAAGCGAAGAAGUAGAAGGAGAACAGAUUUAGGAUUAAGCAGGACAAAUCUGUUUGAUUACAAUUCAAUAAUCUUAAGAUCUAAAUACAAAAUAUAUAUACAUAUAUAUAUUAUAUAACCACAUUUAUGAUUAUUUUAAGCUUUACAGUUAAGUGUACAAAACUAAAAACACACAAUUUAGCAGUAAGUCGCAUCUCUCUAAACUACACCCACACACACACACACAUAUAUAUAUAUAUAUAUAUAUAUAUUACUCGAUUCAUAUUAACUUUUUGAUAUACCCGCUAUCUAUAAGGUGAAAUAUUUUUGUAACUUGCCUGCGGCGAAUUUAUGUAACAGGCAAAUGCAGGCAACUCCGAUCCGUGUCCGUCUGUCUGGUAUAUUUUAGUAUUUUUACGGUAUAAGCAUAAUACCGCCCUGAGUAGCGGGUAUCUCAAAGUCGAGUACAUUCGAUUACAGCUUUUUUUUAGUUUUUUUUUUUUUUUCCAAAAUAUCUCAAAGAAUCGCAACUACCACAAACUUGUAUUUGUAUUUGUAGUUAACUUUAACUAGAACUAUUCAAGUAUAUAUAUAUCUUUAUAUUAAUGUGAAGGCGCUUUAAGCGUCUCUCAACACACACACACACACACAUGCUUGACUCUUUAGUUGCAUGCACAUGAAUUAAACGUAACCAUAAGAUUACUAUAUAAAAAUAAUAUCUACAUAACAAUUACCGUAUAUAUGUAUAUUGAGAUAUAUAAAUCUAGUCUUAAGAGUCGCGUAUUGAUUUCGAUUUUGACUAGACGCAACAGGCGAAUAUUAUUACCACAUAAAUUUUUGUUUAGUUUUUCUUUCCCCAAUUUUAUUUUAUUUUUUUCGGAUAAAUUCAAUUACGCAAGAAAUGUCGAAUUGUGUUUUUUAAAAGUGUUACAAAAAAAAAAACUUACAUUAUUGUGUCCGUCUAUAUGUUCAAAUCCUCCACAAUUUUUUGUGUUUUUUUGUUUGUGGCCUACCUAAACAAAAGAAAAUUAAAACAAAAAAAAACUAACUAACGUAAAGAAAAAAGAAAAGAAAAAAAAUAUAUGUGUCUUCUGAUGGGAAACACAAAGAAGCAAUACCAUAAUGGCCUGUUAAACGAUAGCAAAUAAUCCCCAAAUAGAACAGCAAAUAAACGCAGUUUCUUUCCCAGAAUAUAUCCAAAAAAACAAAAGAAAUAUCUAGAUUGUAGUAUUAACUGUACAUAUACUACAGACAUACAUACAUAUAAAAAAAUAUAGUGAGACAUCUACUUAUAUAUAUAUGAAUAUAUUUAUAGAUAUAAUACUUAUCAAGCCAUAAACAAAAUUACACAUUACAAUAGUUCAUAUAGGACCAUUUUGACAACAACAACAAACAACAAAAGAAACUUAAAUUAAAACACAGAUUUAUUUAUACAAUAAUUGUAAUACGCAAACAAAACUUACAUUAAUCCAGAGUUUUAGCUUGUAACGAGAGAUUUAAGUAGAGGAAAAGCGAGAAAGAAAAAAAGAAAACAGAAACUAUGAGAAGAAAUCCCAAAUUUGAUAAGAAGAGAAAUGUUUGUAUGCUUUUUUUUUUAAGUUAAGCAACGUUGAUGUCGUUGAUGUUCAGAUACUUCUACACACGUAUAUAAAUCUUAAAUAUGGUAUACAAAUAUCAUAUAUAUAUAUAUAUAUAAAUAUCUAUUAAUUAUGGACUAAUAAAAACGAAAGUAUAUUGCAUAUAUAUAUAAUAUACCUAUUAACUACAACAAUCAUUGUACUGUAUAUAAAUCGACUUAACAACAAAACAAAAAAAAAAUGCGAAACAAGAAACCUAAAAUAAUAGUAACGAGUAAACACACAAAGUAACGAGUGACGAGAACAAACGCGUUUGCUCGUUGCAACAACAACAACAAGAACAACAUCCAAAACGAGUCUGUGAUUAAUUUUUAUAUUUCGAAUUAUGAAUUAUGCAUUAUGUUCACCACGAUUAUGAUUAUGAUUACAAAAAACUUAGCAUCCAUUUGCCUCUUAGUUAUAAUUGUUUCCCCCCUCAACACACACAAACACACAAUUACUUUUAUUAUUUGAUAAGUCAAACAACUGCAGUUAGUUACUAAGCACCUCAACACACACACACACACACGCAUAUUUUCCCUAUCUAUAUACGAUAUGAUAUAUUAUGUGUUGUUCCAUAGUUGAAAACUUUCCAAGUGCACACAUAAAUGUGAUAUGACAAACAAACAACAAAAAAAAGAACGAAAAGAAAAAAACGUUAAGAAGAAUUAAGCAAAGCAAAUCUAGUUGAUAUUAUGUGUAAGUAGAACUAAUAAUUUAUUAAUUUUGUCGACUUUAGUUUUUGUGUUGGCAACAUGCAACAUAACCUCACUUCGACUAUUGUAAAUCAGACAACCCGUGUUUAUCUUAUUUUUUUAAUUGUAUUCAAUUCUCGAUUUCGUUUUCGAUUUGUUUUUGCUUCUUUCCCCUUGCCUAUAUGUGUAUAAGAGAACAACAAACUGAUAUUCGAUUCGAUAUUUAUAAUUUAAGCAUAUUAACUAUAUAUAUAUUCAUACUCAAUAUAGAUUUACUCUAUAUAUAUAUAUAUUUGAAGUCUACGAGCUAUGUAGAUGCUAGUCUAGCCUUAUAACGAUUUAUUUAAUUUUUGUUAUCUUUUGUAACUUGCAUUUCUUUUACAUUUGAUGUAUCAUCCUCUCCUCUCCUCCCCUUUCCCCUUAAUUCCUUUCCCCCCUCAUUUGACUAUCUUAAUUGUACGUAACUUUAACCUAGAAAUUAAACAGAGAAAAUUAAGAUAGCAGCAGCUUUGCGUCUCUUUCGCACUGCUGGCUGUUGUCGUUGGCCUCUAUCGCUUAGCCACUCUCUUCUAUGUGACUAUCUAUCUAUCUCUUUCGCAAUCGCGCAGCUGCCAUUAAGUUAAUUUUAGUGUAUUUCUACUAUUACAACAACUAGAACAACAACAACAACAUCCCCCGUCUAAAUUUUCUUUCAGCACAAAAUUCUGUACAAAAUGCCAUGAUGAAAAAAUGAAUAACAAACGUACAAAAAGAAAAGACAAAAACUAAAAAAAAAAAAAACGAAACCAAAAAAGAUAUUGCAAAUGAAAGAAAAGUUAAUUAGCUAAAGAAAAGAAGAAAAAAAAAACAAAAUAUACUACUAUCAAUAACUUAC